UAUAAUGGAAUCUCCCAGCUUUGAAAUACUCCAUGUCUCUAAUUUUCCAGAAAUAUGGAAAAAUAAAUUUGUAAUAAAAAAAUCCUAUUUCUCAUUUAUUGUCUAUUUUAGAUCUUUAUGUGGAAAAGCAGUUACCCUCUUCCCAGAGCGCUGUUUUAAAAGUAGGUAUAUUUGCCAUAACCUAUGCUCGUCUCUACAAAAGGAUCACACCACCGUGACCCCCAUUAAAGAAUUUCCCCUUGGCAAGAUGGCGGCCUCAGCAGCGCUGUUCUCGCGCUUGCGGAGCGGGCUCCGACUCGGCUCGCGGGAACUGUGCACGAGGUUGGCGACGCCGCCCCUCCGGGCCCCAGAUCAGGCCGCAGAGAUCGGGAGACGCGGGGGCGCUAAGGCACAAGGGCCACAGCAGCAGCCAGGCUUAGAGGGUCCCAGCUGUGCCAAAAAAGUUGCGCUCUGGCUUGCUGGGCUGCUUGGAGCUGGUGGGACCGUGAGCGUCGUCUGUAUCUUUGGAAACAACCCAGUGGACGAAAAUGGUGCCAAGAUUCCUCAUGAGUUCGACAGUGAUCCAAUUCUGGUACAGUAGUUGCGCCGGACAUACAAAUAUUUCAAAGAUUAUA
Molecule: messenger RNA, 614 nt
Organism: Chlorocebus sabaeus (green monkey)
Lineage: Eukaryota; Metazoa; Chordata; Mammalia; Primates; Cercopithecidae
Source: RefSeq, a predicted model, not a curated record